Psammomys obesus (fat sand rat) is the source of this 2435-nucleotide messenger RNA. It is a transcript of the gene Pisd, whose product is annotated as phosphatidylserine decarboxylase. Gene Ontology annotation, cellular component: mitochondrion. Lineage: Eukaryota; Metazoa; Chordata; Mammalia; Rodentia; Muridae. Gene Ontology annotation, biological process: phosphatidylethanolamine biosynthetic process. The transcript has 8 exons. Bases 306 to 1433 code for a protein of 375 amino acids. Gene Ontology annotation, molecular function: phosphatidylserine decarboxylase activity. The record is from RefSeq and is a predicted model, not a curated record.
UGUGCUGCCUCGGGCCUGGAGCCUGGGCACUCCAAGAAGAGGGAGGCAUCCCUAUAGGGGGUUGAGGACAUGCUGUCUCUGCUUUGGGGCACAGCUGUGGUCCUCCAACCCGGGCCUGUGAGCCACCGAAAGUGAAGCAUUGCCGCCAGCAACUGGAGCAGUGACCGCACUGAAGUUCCUCUGGUGAGGGGGAAGGGGAGGAAGGAGAAAAACAAAGGCCAGUGAGUGAGCAAGCCAGCAAGCCAGCACACUCUCUAGCGCACUCUCGUGGAGGCUCACAACACGCUCCCUGUGCCUGCCCCCUGAUGUGUCAGUCAGAGAAGCGGCAAGGACCAGAGCUUCAAGCAGCAGCGAAAUGGUUGCACUUCCCCCAACUGGCCCUACGGCGGAGGCUAGGCCAGCUGAGCUGCAUGUCCAGACCUGCUCUGAAACUACGCUCCUGGCCCCUGACCAUCCUCUACUACCUCCUGCCCUUUGGUGCUCUCAGGCCCCUCAGCCGGGUGGGAUGGAGGCCCAUGAGCAGGGUGGCCCUGUACAAGUCGGUGCCAACGCGUUUGCUGUCGCGUGCCUGGGGCCGCCUCAACCAGGUAGAACUCCCUUACUGGCUGCGGAGGCCAGUCUACAGCCUGUAUAUCUGGACCUUUGGGGUGAACAUGGCAGAGGCUGCCGUGGAGGACCUGCAGCACUACCGAAACCUCAGCGAGCUCUUCCGGCGGAAGCUGAAGCCUCAGGCACGGCCUGUCUGUGGCUUGCACAGUGUGAUCAGCCCAUCAGAUGGCAAGAUCCUCACCUUUGGGCAGGUGAAGAACUGCGAGGUGGAGCAGGUAAAGGGUGUAACCUACUCCUUGGAGUCGUUCCUGGGCCCUCGAGCCUGCACAGAGGACCUGCCCUUCCUUCCAGCCUCUUCCCGUGACUCCUUCAGGAAGCAGCUAGUCACCCGGGAAGGGAAUGAGCUCUACCACUGUGUCAUCUACCUGGCCCCAGGAGACUAUCACUGCUUCCACUCCCCCACUGACUGGACUGUCUCACAUCGGCGUCACUUCCCAGGUUCCUUGAUGUCCGUGAACCCUGGCAUGGCCCGUUGGAUCAAAGAGCUCUUCUGUCACAAUGAGCGAGUGGUCCUAACUGGGGACUGGAAACAUGGGUUCUUCUCGCUGACGGCAGUGGGAGCCACCAACGUGGGCUCUAUCCGCAUCUACUUUGACCGGGACCUGCAAACAAACAGCCCCAGGUACAGCAAGGGUUCCUACAAUGACCUGAGUUUUGUGACACACGCCAACAAGGAGGGCAUUCCCAUGCGCAAGGGCGAGCAGCUGGGCGAGUUCAACCUGGGCUCCACCAUUGUGCUCCUCUUUGAGGCACCCGAGGACUUCAACUUCAGGCUGAAGGCAGGGCAGAAGAUCCGCUUCGGGGAAGCACUGGGCUCCCUCUAGUCGCCUUGGUUGUGGCUCCCAAGGGAUCUUUCCACACAGGAGCAUGAGGGUCUUCAGAGGAGCCCCAGGCUGUCCGAGUGAGGGGCACUGUGGGGCUGACCUCGUAGGACCUGAAUGAUUUGUUCCUGCAUGUCCAGAGGUGCAGAGGAAAGGUUCUGGAUCUCUCAGGACCUGGCCCCUUUACAGAGUAUGGGUGGCUGUGACUUGACCUCAUAAUCACUUUGAGAGGAUUUUAAAAAUUCACUGUAAGCAGAGACCCGCCAUCUCCUGGCCGCGCGUUGUGAGAAUGGUUGCGUGCUACCAUACCCUCUAGCUGCGCCUCGCACCUGUCUCGGGGCCUUCUGUUUGCCUCUUCUGCUCAUGCUGGUUUCUCUGCCUCCCCUCCCUGUGCACAGGGUGAGGUGCCUCCUUGGCACAGACUGGAUCUACUGUCUUCCUAGAGCAGGCCACACGGCCUUCAUAACGGCUUUCUUUCUGAUCACAAAUUCACUUGUCUGCUUGCUGGAAAAGUAAAAUCAUUUAUAUGUUGCUGAAUGUGUUGUCCUAGACUCUGCCAGUGUCUUCUGGGUCAGUGACUAAAUGAUGUAGACCUUUGUAGUCCCCAAGGACUGACCUUCCUAAGCCAGCUGAGUCCUUUCGCUGGUAGGCAUUAUCUGACCUGCCUGGCAGGUCCAGAAAGGGGAAGGUGGAGGCCCAGCCCUGCAAGAAGCAGGGAACAUGCUGCUAUCGGUCUGUUGCUGUGUUGAGGCAGGUGGAAUGGUGAACAGAGCCUAAGAAAAUGGUUUCAAGUAGCUGCUGGGUAUGCAGGCUGUGAGAACCCAGUGGUAAGGACAAGGCCAGAUUUCAUGUUCAUCUUGGGAAUGCCAUGAAUUUCUCCUACAGGAGAAAUCAUUGAACUUUUCAACUGUAUCAGUAGCACAGUAUUUUGUAUGAAGAGUAGGAGACUUCUGAACAGUAAUUCAUUUAAUUGCGAGACAUUUUGAAAUUAAAAACAAAACCAAA